GACCUUACUUGUGAGAAGUGCCAUAGGCUGGAAAAGCAAAAAUGAGGGUAGCAGGAGCUGCAAAGUUGGUGGUGGCUGUCGCAGUAUUUUUAUUGACAUUUUAUGUUAUUUCUCAAGUAUUUGAAAUUAAAAUGGAUGCAAGCUUAGGAAAUCUAUUUGCUCGGUCUGCACUGGACUCAACUGCUCGCUCUACGAAGCCUCCCAGGUACAAAUGUGGAAUCUCUAAAGCAUGCCCUGAGAAGCAUUUUGCUUUUAAAAUGGCCAGUGGAGCAGCCAAUGUUGUGGGGCCCAAGAUCUGCCUAGAAGACAAUGUUUUGAUGAGUGGUGUUAAGAACAAUGUUGGAAGAGGAAUCAAUGUUGCCUUGGUAAAUGGAAAAACAGGGGAGGUACUAGACACCAAAUAUUUUGACAUGUGGGGAGGAGAUGUGGCACCAUUCAUUGAGUUUCUGAAGACUAUACAAGAUGGAACAGUAGUGCUAAUGGCAACAUACGAUGAUGGAGCAACCAAGCUCAAUGACGAGGCACGGCGGCUCAUUGCUGAGCUGGGGAGCACGUCCAUCACCACACUUGGCUUUCGAGAUAACUGGGUCUUCUGUGGUGGGAAGGGCAUUAAGACAAAAAGCCCCUUUGAACAGCACAUAAAGAACAAUAAGGACACAAACAAGUAUGAAGGAUGGCCUGAGGUGGUGGAGAUGGAAGGGUGCAUCCCGCAGAAGCAGGACUGAAGGGAACGUGAAGACCAGAGAGAGGACGCACGCACUUUGAUUCUGAAGGAGAGCUGUAAAGCAGCCGCUCCGUGUACAUAUUUUAGUAGCAUGCGGCUGGCCAGGGUGUGCAUGAGCAAGAGCGUCUCUGUUGAUCCCGGGAUUAUUUAUUGCUAACAUAAAUGGCUACCUUUGUAAAUAGCCCUCGUACUGAACAAAUCACCGGACCAUUUUUAAGCACAUUUCCCUAAAAGUACAAUGUUUAGACUUCAGUGGCAAUAAUGUACUUUUAUUCUAAAAGCAUAUAUUCAAUGGGUAACCAGAAGGUUGUAUAGGACACUGAUUUACAUUCUGGUUGCUGUGAAACUCUAUCAUGGAAAACAUGCCUUUUAGGGAGGAAAUUUUGUUCAUACAUGUCUCUGUAUAAAUAUCUGGCAUGUGCUGACAGUAUCCUUUAAAUUAAAGAGAUUUUUGGCUAGUUGUAUGUGUAAUGUGAUCGUACAGUCUGGCUCCUGGUGUACCUCUUUUCAUAGUCUUUAUUUUUCCUUCCAAAGAAUCCAAGAAAUAAAAUAUUUCACAUAAAAAUUUUCAUCAGAUUUGUGAAAAGCACAAAAAAUACAUUUUAAAACACUGAAAAUGAACACUAGUGUAGGUAUCAUUUGGGGCUCAUCUUCUAGACUUUGUGUUAGUGGUGUGAAGUACGUUAUUCUGUUUUGUAUAAGCUGUUUAGAGUAAGCCUAGAGGGUGGGACAGAACUGGAGAACCAGGCCGAGUCUCUUCCUCAGCCUAAUCAGGUUACUCAAGGCAGCGGGUUAGUGUGGUCCUAAAGAGGGCAUUUGUCCUCUUUGUUAUCUUCACUGACCUUGUGGUCUUAGGAGUACUUUAAUCAUAGCUUUUAUUUGUAAACCAAGAAACUCUGUUAUUUACUUCUAACUUCAUAAUAGCAAAGCAGCCCAUUUAAGAAGUCCGAAUUACUUUAUUAGAGCACUAAAUACCUAUCGUAGGCAACAUAUUUGGAAUAGUUUAAAAUGCAACAUAAGCAAACACUGCCUUUUGUGGGCUGAGGCAACACUUAAAAUUUGAACCUAAAAUUUAGGUGGUUUGUAUAAAAAAAAAAUAAUCAAAGAGCAGUAUUUGCUAUUUUGUUAAGAAGCCAGAAGCAAUUCAGAUAUUUCUUGACUAUUCCUGACAUGGUGGUACUGUUUCUUUCCACAACCUGAAUGUAGUAGUUUGUAAGAUGACGCGUCUUCCUUGUUCAGACAAGUUUUGUAACCCUGUAAGAGGUCUGGUGCUUCUGUGCUAACUCAUAUCCAACAUGUAAAAUAGUUCCCUUGAUUCUGUAAGCCAUUUUACAGUUUCUGGGGAUUGGAAAAUAAAUGUUGCAGGGUUUUGUUUUUUGUUUUUUCUAA
Molecule: messenger RNA, 2113 nt
Organism: Cricetulus griseus (Chinese hamster)
Lineage: Eukaryota; Metazoa; Chordata; Mammalia; Rodentia; Cricetidae
Source: RefSeq, a predicted model, not a curated record